AUGGCCCCUGUCGCAGUUAACCCUCCUGCCGUUGAGGCCAAAUCCCAGCCCACCAUGCCAAUUUCGAAGGACGUUCCUGUCGAUCCUUCAAACAUCGGCACCAAGCGAAAGAUCAUCUGCUUCUCAGAUUUCGACGGAACAAUCUUCAUGCAAGACACCGGCCACAUCCUCUUCAACGCCUUCGGCUGCGGCACCGAACGACGACAACAGCUCGAUGAGCAGAUCCACAGUGGCGAGCGCUCCUUCCGCGAUGUAUCCGAGGAAAUGUGGGGCUCCCUCGACGUCCCCUUCGACGAUGGCUUCGAAGUGAUGAAGACCGCGCUCGAAAUCGACAUCGACUUCAAAACCUUCCACCAAUUCUGCAUCAACAACGGCAUCCCCUUCAACGUCAUCUCCGCGGGCCUCAAGCCCGUCCUCCGCCGCGUCCUCGACCACUUCCUCGGCGAGGACAACUCCAAGCACAUUGACAUCGUCGCAAACGACGCCACCAUCUCCUCCGACGGCAGCCAGUGGAAGCCCGUCUGGCUCCACGACACGGAACUCGGGCACGACAAGGCGAAAUCCAUAAACGACUUCAAAGACGAGGCCCGCCUCCAAAGCGACGACGGCACCAUCCCCAUGAUCAUCUUCAUCGGCGACGGCGUCUCCGACCUCCCCGCCGCCCGCGAAGCAGACGUUCUCUUCGCGCGCCGCGGCCUCCGCCUCGAAGAGUACUGCGUCGAGAAUAACCUGCCGUACAUCCCCUUCGACACCUUCGCCGACAUCCAGCGCGAGGUCAUCAAGGUGGCUAAGAUCGAUGAGGCGAAGACGCAGGGUAAGGGGCUGCCGAGUAAUUUCAACCCGAGGGCGAAUAUGUGGCGGAGGGCGAGUAGUAAGAAGAAUGUUCCGCUUUUUGCGGCGAUGACGCCCAAGGAGGAGAAGGCGUUUAUUUGGCCGGAGACGUUUACGGAGUUGAAUCCUGUGGCUGAGGGGGUGCCUGCUGCAGCUUAA
Didymosphaeria variabile is the source of this 990-nucleotide messenger RNA. RefSeq lists its product as uncharacterized. The transcript has 2 exons. Gene Ontology annotation, molecular function: phosphatase activity. The record is from RefSeq and is a predicted model, not a curated record. Bases 1 to 990 code for a protein of 329 amino acids. Lineage: Eukaryota; Fungi; Ascomycota; Dothideomycetes; Pleosporales; Didymosphaeriaceae.